Ceratotherium simum simum (southern white rhinoceros) is the source of this 1968-nucleotide messenger RNA. The record is from RefSeq and is a predicted model, not a curated record. NCBI's taxonomy places the organism in Eukaryota, Metazoa, Chordata, Mammalia, Perissodactyla, Rhinocerotidae.
AUGGCUCCUGCCGGUCAGUACCUCACCGACGCCCGGCCCCUGCUGACCGCCAACUGGCUGGACCGCUGGGGUCGCAGCGCCGAUUGGCGGUUUGUGCUUGACAGGGCGUUACAACCCGGAGCCUGGGCCUUGGCGCCGGGAGACGCAGAGUCGGAGGGAGGCCCGGCUGGCGGUCCCGGCACCAUGAGCUCCGCCAGGUCCGCAGAGGAGAGCCUCGAGGGGAACACGGGGAGAACAGGGUGGAAGCGCACGGGGGGCGCGGCCAAAGUUGCUUUCAACGACGUUUCCACGUAUUUCUCCAAGGACGAAUGGACAGAGGUGGGAGACGGGGAGAAAACCCGGCACAGGAACGCCAAGAGGAACUGGGAAGCGCUGACUUCCAUAGGUCUCAGGGCCCCUCGACCAGCUUUCAAGUGUCACCACAGGCAGGCCGUCAAACGCCGGGAGGAUGACGCUGAGGAUUCUGACGAAGAAUGGACGCCCAGGCAGCAAGUCAAACCUUCUUGGGUGGACUUCAGGGUGGAACAGAGUAAACACCAGAGGGGAAUGCCCAGAGCACCACUAAGUAAUGAAUCUAGUUUGGAGGAAUUGUCUGAACAGCUGAAAACAAGUGGCUCUGAACAGAUCCAGAAACCAGUGUCUCCUCACUGAGAAGCAAGUACCUCUGGGCAGCACUCUAGAUGAAAAUUGGAACUCAGGAGAAAGGAGGUUGAAGUGAAGAUGUACAGCCUACAAGAAAGUAAGGGCCGUGCAUAUCAAGAGGUCAGUGAGCCACAGGAUGAUGACUACCUCUAUUGUGAGAAAUGUCAGAAUUUCUUCAUUGACAGCUGUGCUGCCCAUGGGCCACCUACAUUUGAGGACAGUGCAGUGGACAAGGGUCAUCCCAACCGCUCAGCCCUCACUCUGCCCCCUGAGCUAAGAAUCAGACCAUCGGGUAUCACUAAGGCUGGGCUUGGAGUAUGGAACGAGGCAUCUGAUCUGCCAUUGGGUCUGCACUGCCCCUAUGAGGGCCAGAUCACAGAAGAUGAAGAGGCAGCCAACAGCAGAUACUCCUGGUGGUCGUGGAUGGAGAUAAUAUGGUUAGUUCUGUAUCACUGCUAUGAGUAUGUAGAUGGAAAGGAUAAAUCUUGGGCCAAUUGGGUGAGGUACGUGAACUGUGCGUGGGAUGAUGGGGAGCAGAAUCUGGUGGCCUUUCAAUAUUGCAGGCAGAUCUUCUACCGAACUUCCCAGGUUGUCAGGCCGGACUGUGGACUGCUGGUCUGGUACAGAGACAAGUACGGCCAGGAGCUGGGCAUCAAGUGGGGCAGCAAGUGAAAGAGAGAGCUCAGGGCAGGCAGAGAACCAAAGCCAGAGAUCCAUCCAUGUCCCUCCUGCUCUCUGGCCUCCACUCAGAAAUUCCUCCAACAGGUGGAACGCAAUCACCCCUCUCAGAUCCUCCCAGGAACAUCUGCAAGAAAACACCUCCAACCAGAGGAUCCCUGCCCAGGCAACCAGAAUCAGCAGCAGCAACAUUCUGAUCCACACAGCUGGAAGAACAAAGCUCAAGGUCAAGAGGUCAAAGAAAGUUCCAAACCUUUGCUUAAAAAGAUAAGGCAGAGAAGGAUUUCAAUGACUCUUCGCCGGCAGCAGGAGCUGAUCUCCGCGGGACCCACCGCCCCGCCCCGCGCCCGCCCCCGCCCCCGUGAGACCCACCGCCCCCGAGUCCCGCCCCCCCGAGCCCGCCCCAUCUCCACCCCUGCCCCACCCCCCGCAAGUCCCCUCGACUCCACUUCCGGUCCCGGGAGGAGCCGUCGCGGCCUCCGCAGCGGCUCGCGUGGCGUGACCUCUGGCCACCUGGCGCAGUCCAGCCGGCCAGCCGUGAGCUCGAGGGCCGCCCCGCGGCUGCGGACGCUCCAGCGACACCUGGGCUCCCCGGAGGUAGAGGGCAGGCCUGGACGCUGGGUUCCUGUCCCCUCGUCCGCCUGGUGA